This is a messenger RNA of Athene cunicularia (burrowing owl), 4475 nucleotides long. It is a transcript of the gene BPGM, whose product is annotated as bisphosphoglycerate mutase. The coding region runs from base 446 to 1225 and encodes 259 amino acids. The record is from RefSeq and is a predicted model, not a curated record. Gene Ontology annotation, biological process: glycolytic process. Gene Ontology annotation, molecular function: intramolecular phosphotransferase activity. Lineage: Eukaryota; Metazoa; Chordata; Aves; Strigiformes; Strigidae. The transcript has 6 exons.
AGCUUCGCGGGCGCGGGGCCGCCGAGGCCUCAUUAAGACGCGGGGCCCAGCUUUCCUCUCCCGGCGCGGCGGCGGCAGCGGCGUUGCGGGCGGGCUGUGACCGGCCGCGGUGAUCCCGGUAAUGAGCCGAGUGUGUGGUGGCCUCCAUAUAAAGCAGCUCUUGAGUAUGUGCUGAGAUUGGUGUAGGUUAUUCCUUUGCCAUAGGAAAGGGUCACAGCAGGCCUGAAUUUGAGACACUUGAGGACUUGGAGUGUGAUUGAACCAGCUCCAACUGAUUUGAGAUGAUAGGAGCUCCCAUAUGUAUGUCUCUUAUGGAAACCUGAUCCAAAGUUGGGUGUGCAGAAAUUGGACCUCAGUGUCCCACUGUCCAUGGUUUUGAGAGCACUUGAUAUGCACCGUUAUUAGAUGCCAGACCUGUUGUCAUCUGUGCUAAGCUGCAACCAAAAUGGCUAAGUACAGGCUUGUUCUUCUGAGACAUGGGGAAGGAGCCUGGAACAAGGAGAAUCGCUUCUGCAGCUGGGUGGACCAGAAGCUGAGCAGUGAUGGGAUAAAGGAAGCUCAGAACUGUGGCAAACACCUUAAGGCACUGGGCUUUGAGUUUGACCUCGUCUUCACCUCUGUACUCAGCCGUUCCAUCCAGACUGCGUGGCUUAUCUUGGAAGAGAUGGGCCAAGAGUGGGUUCCCAUUCAGAGUUCCUGGCGGCUGAAUGAACGUCACUAUGGUGCACUGAUUGGUCUCAACAGAGCUGAAAUGGCUCUGAAUCAUGGGGAGGAGCAAGUGAAAAUAUGGAGGAGAAGUUAUGAUGUUACCCCACCUCCCAUAGCUGAAUCACAUCCUUACUAUGAAGAGAUAUACAAUGAUCGCCGGUAUAAAUGCAGUGAUGUCUCUCAGGAUAAUCUCCCAAAGGCUGAAAGUCUAAAAGAUGUGCUUGAUAGACUCCUUCCCUAUUGGAAUGAAAAAAUAGUGCCAGAACUGAAAAGUGGCAAAAUGAUCCUCAUCUCUGCUCAUGGUAACAGCAGCAGGGCAUUGCUGAAGCACCUGGAAGGCAUCUCUGAUAAGGACAUCAUCAAUGUUACUCUCCCCACUGGUGUGCCCAUACUUCUUGAACUUGAUGAGAAUCUCCACCCUCUUGGCCCUCACCAGUUUCUGGGUGAUCAAGAAGCUAUCCAAGCUGCCAUCAAAAAAGUGGAAGAUCAAGGGAAAGUAAAAUCUGCUGAGAAGUAAAAUCCCAUUAACCCAGCUGUUUUCAAAGUGUGGUGAUUGAUGUAUGACUGCUAGAUUGCACUGUGUGAGAGUCUCAAUUUCAAGUGCUAUAUAAUUGGAAGGGACAGUUGUUGAGUCUCAGGUUGGUAGAUUAACCCUUUGCCUUUCAAAAAACCUGGAAUUUAGAUCUCAACAUGAGGCUAUAAAUUCUGAAAAACUGGAGAUCCUUCAGGUAAUGGGAACUUGCAGGGCAGUCUACCCCAGAUGUAGAGUUGAUGGGUGGCCCAGUACAGAAAUGAAGGGAUAUGUUAUUGGUGUAUACCAAUAAUCAGUCCUAAUCUGUGAAGGGGAAAAGCACCAGUUUACUAGACUAAGUCCAGGUUGUUAUAGGCAGUAAAACUUUCUCACUGAUAAAGUGGCUACCAGGUAACAGAGUUAUUCAGUAUGAUUCUUCUGUGUCAGUGGCCAUGACAGUUUGUUCUGGAUGGAGUUCCUUCAGUCUUUUAGAACACUAUCAGCUGUACAGUUCUUUGCCUUUGAUAUUUUGAGUCUUCCAAGGCCAGUUCAUGGUCCAGAGAAUUUUGUAGCGAUGCUUAGACUGUUAUAGUUACCACAGUUGUCUUUUGUUACACUAUAUUCCAGUUUUCAAAUAAUCUAGAAGGAAUCCCUUUUCCUCCACCAUCUUUGCAAAGCCUAGUGUGACUGCGUUUUGUUGACUUGCAAUAAUAGGAUUUAACUCAGACUUUAGUCAACAAAUGAAGCACAGAGGUUUCCUGCUCAGUGUUUAAAUUAUCACUUAGCUCUUAAUGAGUGACCUGAAUAGCUCUGAAACACUCAAGUAACAUGUACUAGAGGUUUGAUCAUCUCUUAGUCAAGUUGUUAAAAUAAUUCCUGUUUACCUCAGUAAAACUAAAUCUAGGAAAAUCUCCCUCUAAGCUUUCCUGAGUUGUAAAGAUCUCUUGAUAAUAUGUUCCAUGGUAAUAUUAUGUGGCAUUCUCUCUAUCAAUUUCUCUGCAGGGCUGGAAGAGAUACAUAAGGCAUGUAAGAUGUGUUACUGGGUACAGCUCAUUUGGCCAUCAUGGUGGCAGGGAAGGAUGUUCUGCCAUGCCUGAAAGUGUUCUAUAACAUUCUCCUCACAGUCAUAGCUUGAUUCUUGCUGAGUGUUUGGCACUAAAUUCGAACAGUUCAUACUGUGGUUGGGUGUAGUGUAGCUUGUAUGGCAGUUUAUUUUCUUCAUGUAUACAAACAUCAGGAUAAUUCCACUUUGGAAGAUUGGAAGACUUGCUCUAAUCUUACUUGCAAAUACAAAUUUGUUACUUAAAUUUAGAUCUUACCCAGUGUUUCAACACCUGAGCAUCUGGAUUCUGAUCUCAGUUACCAACAUGGCUGGCACUUGUGUAUGUAUUGUUUGAGCGAAAUGUGUUCUCAGCAUGGCCCAGCUACAAAUCUCAAGAGAAGUCAGUGAGAAAUCCCUUAGUAUGAUGAUAGUAUGAACUUUUAAAAUCAUAGGGUAGCUGAGUAGCUGCUGCUUUGUAGUGAGCAGCUCUGUAGCUCACUUCAUAAGUGUAAGAGGACCUUUUUUUUUUUUCCUUUGAGGAGAGUGGUGUGAGUAUGGUGUGACUCUGAGUCUCCCUGCUAUACAGAGGUAGACUUUCCAGGUCUGGUGUCAGUUCCCAUUAGUGUCACACAUACUCCAUAAAAGACUAGCUAGAUGAUAAUGUCUUGCAUGAUUGAUGCUUGGGCUUCCCUUUGGUUUUGUUUUUGUAGCAAUAGGAACAAAGUUACAUAUUUCUCUUUUAAACAUAAAGCUGGUAGUUUCCUCUUGCUUUGUACAAGCAAUGAUAUUUCAGUGUUUUUAUCUGAAAUACUAUUUGCAUCUUCCCUACUACUACUGUUUGAUACUAACUUACUCCUUUCUGGGUUUUUAGUUUUCUGUGCAUAGAGUAACUCCGAAUCUUAGUUGAUAUUUUACAAGUCAGUGUUAGAGUUACAUUGUUGAUCUGCAACUGCUCACCUGUCAAAGCCCUGAGAAGGGCUGCUGGCACUUGAGUGCUUAGGUUCUUACCCAAACAUUCUGCAAGGUGUCAACUUCAGUAUCAAGUAAAAGUUACUGUAGGCUUAUUAACAAGGCAAGCAGAGCCACCUGUUGUCAGUGGGAACUGCCUGCAUCCAGGUGUGUGGGCUUACAGGCCUUGUCUAUCUGUCCACAUCCCUUUGGCACUGUGGUAUUGUAAUGUAGAACUGCUUCAGGACUUGAGGUGCAGCUGAAAUACUUAGAAAUGAACCCAGAUGAACUGGGAGACCUGCUCUCUCUCCUUCCCUUUUUAGAGAAUUCAUGAUCUUUUCUGGGGAGGGAGUGGGGAAUGGAAAGGUGGAUGAGUGAAUGUAGAGAGCAUUAAUAUCUCUUCUUGCAGCCAAGUGGAUGAAAUUGACUGUAAACAGCUUUUAAAAGUCAUGGACAGUAAGAAGAGAACAGCAGUUUCUGCAGUGCUGCUUAAGACAUCAGUAGUGACAGUGCCCUGGGAAGUUUGACUUCAUUUGCUUUGUGACUCCAAAGUGAUGACAGAAUUUUACAUGCACAUCUGGCAGUGAUACCACCUCACGAAAGUAUCAAAUGGAACCAACUGGGGAUUUCAUUGUGCUCUUUAACAUUAUUUUAAUGCCUUGAAAUGCUUGCUUCUGAAUAGCUGUCUGAUUAAAUUCCUGAUUCAAAAUGUGUAUAUUGAAGAACAGAACCGAUCUGCCAUCAACAGUUGUAUAAGGAUUCCUGAUCUUCAGGCAUAGCUACAUUAGAAGGAGAAAUGAGAAUCUUGCUGGUGGCUUUAGAGAUCAGUGGUUGGAAAACACUUUGUCCAUGUUUGAGUAUGCCUCAAAGCCCUGUAAGUUAACUGGUAUUUCUACACUUGACAUGGAUAUAGUUGAUUUUGUUUAUGCAUUUUUAACUUGUGGUUCAGUAGCAGUAAUAGCUCUAGAAUAAUCUUGAAAACCUUUUUAAAUAUGGUGGAGCUGACAGGUUCUUUAUAACUCAAUAAAUUUACCUGAAAUAGAAUUUAACUUUGUUUCAGUCUUUCUUCCUUCUACUCCCUUCCCCUUUGCUGCCUUCCCAGGGCUGACAGGUAAAUAAAACUGUGACCAGAAGUCAUCAAGCAGUUGUUAAUCACAUAUCAUGCAAUCAGUUGGGUUAAAAUAGUAUUAGAGCAAACACUGACAUGUUUACACAUAAGGAAGCUGGGCUGGAGAGGAAUACAUACCUGUUAGGAACAACAAAUGA